CACCCAACUCCCCGAACCCCAUUCACGUGCGGCAUGAGUGACGUCGAGCAAUUUGAGCAGCUUGUGCUCCAGCUGAUGUCUGACGAGACCGAGGUGCGGACGAACGCUGAGAGCACGUACCGCGGCCUGCAGGGGCAUCCGGACGCGUGGGCGUCGUACACGCUGGCGACGAUGACCGACUCGAGCAACCCUGUGGUGCGGCAGAUGUGCGCAGUGCUGUUGCGGCGGGAUCUGUUUGACCGGCCGGAGGAGCAGCUGCUGUGGACGCAUCUUUCGGAGCAGGUGAUGACGACGGUGCAGACGCAGCUGCUGCGUGCGUUCCAGGAGGAGCAGGUGCCGAUGGUGAUGCGUGCGAUUUGCGAGAACAUUGCCGACUGCUUCUCGCUCCACCAGAAACAGGAGCAGGAGUGGCCAGAGCUGCUUCCGUUCCUCUUCCCGAUGGCGACGCACUCGAACCCGGACGUCCGGCUCAACACGCUCUUUGUGUUUGCGCGGAUGUGCGCCGUCCACGACUCGCCGCUUCGGCAGUUUGCCGAGCCGCUGCGUGAGACGUUUGCGACAGGCCUCACCGACUCCAACUCGUUUGCGGUCCGGCUCAUGGGCCUCAACGCCACGACGCAGUUCCUCUGCUCGCUCCGCGAUUCAGAGACGGAGACGAUGACGUACUACGAGCCGCUGCUCCCGGCCAUGCUUGAAAUUGUCUCGGACGGGCUGAACUCGGGCGUGGAGGACCACGCCAUGAAGGCCAUCCAGUUCUUCAUCGACAUUUCCGAGUUUACGCCCAAGGCUCUCCGCCCUGCGCUCGACCACGUGGUCAACGCCAUGCUCCAGAUUGCGACGACCGAGAAGCUGCUGCACCAGACUCGCCAGCUUGCGCUCGAGUUUUUGACCAAGAUCUGCGAGAGCGCGCCGGCCAUGAUGCGCAAGUUUGACAAGUUUAUGGACAACGUGCUCCCGGUCUGCCUCACCAUGAUGGUGGCGGUCGAGGACUCGCCCGGCUGGCAGGAGCACGAGGAUGAGGACGAGUUUGAGAUCGGCAUCUCGGACUUUGGCGAGCAGGCGCUCGACCGGCUUGCUGUGGCCCUCGGCGGCAACACGGUCCUGCCUGUGGUGCUCGAGUUUGUGCCGCAGAUGCUCAAGCACAACGAGUGGACGUACCGCCGCGCCGCGCUCAUCGCGCUCGCCGCCGUCGCCGAGGGUUGCCGCGAGGAGAUGACCGGCUCGCUGGCCGACAUUGUCAACUCGUGCCUCCCGUACCUGCUCGAGGAGAACGCGCGCGUCCGCUACGCGGCCUGCCAGCUCUUUGGCCAGCUGUGCAUCGACUUUACGCCGGCCUUCCAGAACACCUUCCACGAGCAGCUUGUCAGCCCGCUCGUGACGGUCAUGGGCGACGUGGCGAACCCGCGAACGCGGGCGUAUGGAUGCGCCGCGCUUGUCAACCUGGCCCAGGGCCUCCACCCGGAGCUCCUCACCGGGUACCUCGACGAGAUCUUUGCCGCGCUCAUGGGCAUGCUGGACAACGGGCAGACUCGCGUGCAGGAGCAGGCGCUCACGUGCGUGGCUGCCAUUGCCGAGCGCUCCAAGGGCGCGUUUGUCACGUACUACGAAGUCUUCGUCCCGCUCCUCAAGCAGAUCCUGUACCAGGCCAACGGUGAAGACUUCCGCGCCAUGCGCGGCAAGGCCAUGGAGGCCAUCUCCAUGAUUGGCCUCGCUGUGGGCAAGGAGCUCUUCCUCAACGACGCCAUCGAGGUCAUGGACCUCAUGAUCAAGAUCCAGGCCCAGGACCUGCCGCCGGACGACCCGCAGACCUCGUACUUCCUCGAGGCCUGGUCGCGCAUUGCGCAGACGCUUGGUGAGGACUUUGUGCCCUACCUCGCUACCAUCAUGCCUCCGCUCCUCGAGACCGCCGCCAUCAAGCCCGAGUACACCCUCUCGGACGCUGACGAGCUCGCCGACGUCCAGGUUGGCUGGCAGACCGUUGUCCUCGGCUCGACUCGUGUCCAGCUCCGGACGUCGACACUCGAGGACAAGGCCGUCGCCUGCCGCAUGCUCACCUGCCUCGUCCGCGACCUGCAGGGCGCCAUCUGGGAGUACGUCGACCAGAUUGCCAAGCUCAUGGUCCCGCUCCUCACCUUUUACUUUUUCGACGAUGUGCGGACGGCUGCCGCCGACGCCUGUCCCUUCCUCCUCAUGGCCACCGCCGACUACUUCAAGCGGACCAACUCGUCCGAUGGCGUCGAGUACCUCACCGGCCUCUUCGAGUACAUCAUCACCCACCUGCUGCAGACCAUCCAUGCGGAGCCCGACCUGGAGGUUCUCUGCACCUUCUUGGAGGCACUCUCCAACUCGAUCUUUGCUCUCGGCGACAACUGCCUCGACGAGAAGAUGAUGAACAACAUCGCCACCCUCCUCGCCAUUCUCAUGGACGACCUCGAGAAGCGCCGCGGCAUCCGCAACGACGCUCGCAACGACAUCGACUAUGACGAGGAGAUGGAGACGAGCCUCGAGCAGCGCGCCGCCUUGGACGAGCUCGUCUUCCGGCUCGUGGUCCAGAUCGCCUCGACUACGUUCCGCACUCACGGUGCCUCGUUCCUCCCCAUCUACGUCGAGGCCCUCCUGCCGCUCUUCAUGGAACUCCUCGACCCCGACCGCUCGCACACCGAGCGCCAGUGGGCGCUCUGCGCCAUGGACGACGUCAUCGAGUUUGCUUGGCCGGCCGCCCAGCAGUACAUGGGCGACAUCAUGGGCAACGUCAUCCGUUACGCCACUGACCCGCACCCCGAAGUCCGCCAGGCCGCCCUCUACGGCCUCGGCGCCGCCGCCGCCAAGUUUGGCGACGACUUUGCCGACCUCAUGGACAUCACCCUCAACAUCGUCCGCGAAAACUGCUCUUACCCCACGCUCGUGAGGGCGACCACGCCUACGCCACCGACAACGCCAUCGCCAUCCUCGCCAAGAUCAUCGCCCACCAGUCGAACAAUACCGAUACCUCGGCCCUUGUUCCCUACUUUAUCGAGCAGCUGCCCAUCAUGCACGACGUCGUCGAGGGCCAGUUUGUCUAUGACCUCGUCUGCUCACUAAUCGAGCAGAACCAUGCCGGGGCCCUCGGCGAGAACGGUGCGAACCUGCCCAAGCUCGUCUCAGUCCUUGCCUCAAUCCUCAACACACAGUUUUGCUCCGACGAGCUCACCCCGCGCGUCGUCAACAUCCUGCGCCAGGUCCACUCGUCGCUUGCCUCGGCCGACUUUGAUGCCAUUGUCCAGUCGCUCGACAAUGAGGUCCAGGCCAACGUCGCCAAGGCCCUGCAGUCUUGAGUCUGGAUCAGAAAAGCACCCCACACACUCUCCGUCACAACCCAACACGCACACUACAUACAUGUAACGCACCCGGCAGAGAUGUUGGUUUACCACAUCGGCACAAACUUGGUCAUCUGGUCACGCUGGUUCUGCGCAAUGCACUCGGCGAUCCACAGCAGGUUGCGGAUUUCCUGCUCCUUGAGCUUGAGGAACGAGUAGAAGACGCCGAGAUGGUACUGCUGGUUGAACGACUCCUUGUGCAGGUGGACCUCGUGGGCAAUAAACUUGUCCUCGAGCGAGUCGCCGCCAAUGCCGUCAACGUCGUCGAAGAACUGGUCGAGCGGAGUGUAAAAGUCGACAGCAGCCCGGACCAUGUCCAGAUCCUCAGCCUUCAGCAGCUUGUCGAUGCCCUCAGGGUAGAGCUGACCGAACGAGGGGUACAGCUUCUUCUUGUCAUCGACCGAGAGCUCGGUGCCAAACGAGUUAAUGGUGAUGUUGAUCGACCGCC
Thecamonas trahens ATCC 50062 is the source of this 3804-nucleotide messenger RNA. RefSeq names its product importin beta-3. Gene Ontology annotation, biological process: protein import into nucleus. The transcript has 2 exons. The coding region runs from base 34 to 3081 and encodes 1015 amino acids. Gene Ontology annotation, molecular function: nuclear import signal receptor activity; protein binding. Lineage: Eukaryota; Apusomonadida; Apusomonadidae. Gene Ontology annotation, cellular component: cytoplasm; nucleus. The record is from RefSeq and is a predicted model, not a curated record.